UGUUAGUGAGGGCGGAAGAGGCGCUUGUACCGCAGAGCGCAGUCUCGCCGAGCUGUCACCGGAGCUCAGUGACUUGGUCAGCACGGUGCUUAUUUUAGUAGCGGGGAUCGUCUCACUAGGCCUCUUAUUACCGUUUUCUGCUGCACAGCGCAGCUAGUCUAGGGUGUGAUCGCCCGUGUCUAAGCUUUAGGCAACACAGCGGCUGCGGCCUACUAUCCCCAGUGAUCGGGAUGGACACAUCUGGGAAAGAAAAAGAAGCCUUGCAGUUGCUGGCCGAGGCUGACAAGAAGGUCAAGUCAUCCCAGUCAUUCUUCUCUGGAUUGUUUGGGCGAUCCUCCAAGGUGGAAGAAGCAUGUGAGUUGUACACCCGGGCUGCCAACAUGUUCAAGGAUGGUGAAGAAUUGGUACGGCUGGCAAUGCCUUUUUGCCAAGCAGCCCAGCUCCACCUGCAGGUUCAGAGCAAGCAUGACGCAGCCACCAAUUUUGUGGAAGCCGGCUCGGGCGUUCAAGAAUCUGACCCCCAGGAGGCAAUAAAUUCUCUGCGAGCAAUUGAAAUCUACACAGAUAUGGGCCGCUUCACCAUUGCUGCCAAGCAUCACAUCUCUAUAGCCGAGAUCUACGAGUCUGAAUUGGUGGGAAUUGAGAAGGCUAUAGCACACUAUGAGCAAGCAGCAGAUUACUACAAAGGAGAAGAGUCCAACAGCUCUGCUAACAAGUGUUUGUUGAAAGUUGCGAUCUAUACCGCGCAGCUGGAGCAGUACCCAAAAGCUGUGGAGAUAUAUGAACAGGUCGGUACUAAUGCCAUGGACAGCCCACUGCUGAAAUACAGCGCCAAAGAUUACUUCUUCAAAGCUGCUCUGUGCCAUUUCUGCAUUGAUAUGCUUAAUGCCAAGCUGGCGGUCCAGAAAUACGAAGACAUGUUCCCGGCUUUUUCUGACUCCAGAGAAUGCAAAUUAUUGAAGAAGCUGCUUGAAGCUCACGAGGAGCAAAAUUUGGACAGUUACACAGAUGCUGUGAAAGAGUUUGACUCUAUUUCCCGCCUGGACCAAUGGCUCACUACAAUGCUUCUCCGUAUUAAGAAAACCAUUCAGGGCGAGGAGGAGGAUUUGCGUUAACCUUCCCUGCUGCUGGAGCCCUCCUUUGAAAAUGUUACAGAGAGGCAUCCUACUGCUGAAACCCAAUUUACAACAUUAGAACCAAGAUGAUGUCAUCAAUAGAUCCUACAUCCUAUUGUGUUGGCAUAAUGUCCAAGACCCUUUAUUACAGAAUCUUUCAAUGUCACAACAAUUUGGAUUAAAAUAUUGAAUUUCCUGUCACUUCCUUCCCCCCGCCCCCCCACAAAAUUACACUAUGGCUUUAUUGCAUGUAUUUAGCAUUUAACAGGCGCAGCCUAACUGUGAUUUAGCGCAGUGGUUUACAAUUGCCUUUGUCUUAAAUAUGGAUACCUAUUGUGGGGGUUGAAGGAUUUUACAUAGAAGGGGUUGCACGGAAUUUAAGAAAAUAAAGGGAUCUUUAUCUUGUAAACACAUUUAAAUAAAUUACAGAGCCAACUUUUUACACUUGUUUACCCCCACUGUAAGACCAAAUAUUUCUUUUUUUUUUUAUAUAUUGAGCUUGAAUAGAUCGGCUUUACAAGGGUGGAUCUCUGUAAGCCUGUACUAUUUAGGAACCAUGUAUCCUAUAAAAAGAAUCUGAAUAUAUUUUAUGUUAACCCUUACGGGGAAUCAGGGUUUUGGAGAAAAAAAAAAUCCAUUGUUAUUUAUUUAUGAUGCUAGAUUAGAGUGCAUAGUAUUUACGCUUUGUUUCUAGAGAAAUGUAACACUAACUAGCAAUCAUGUGGGAGAAAAUAAAAUGAAGUAUAAUCAGUUGUAUUGGGAGAGAAAGAAAGAUAUUUUUUUUCUAUUAAGACUAACAUUUUGAGAAAAUGCUGUGUGAUCUAUGCUCUUUUCACCAGCUCGCUGUCAAUAAGGACAAUUAUUAUCAUUAAAACGUAUUGCUUGUGUAGUCUUGAUCUUUAGGCUGUACUCCUUCUGUGGCUAUUAUUUUUUUUUUUAUUGCUUGCCAAGGGGGUGCGUUUUAAUCUUUGGCAAUCUCUACUCUGACAUGUUAAAUAAAAAAGUUCUAUUGUAUUGUGUAUCAUCUCAUAAACGCCACCGCAUCAAAUAAAGCGGAUGGGAUCAUU
This is a messenger RNA of Bombina bombina (fire-bellied toad), 2182 nucleotides long. It is a transcript of the gene NAPA, whose product is annotated as NSF attachment protein alpha. Gene Ontology annotation, cellular component: vacuolar membrane; terminal bouton; synaptobrevin 2-SNAP-25-syntaxin-1a complex. Gene Ontology annotation, biological process: SNARE complex disassembly; synaptic transmission, glutamatergic; intracellular protein transport. Gene Ontology annotation, molecular function: soluble NSF attachment protein activity; syntaxin binding. NCBI's taxonomy places the organism in Eukaryota, Metazoa, Chordata, Amphibia, Anura, Bombinatoridae. The record is from RefSeq and is a predicted model, not a curated record.